GGUACCUCUCUCUCAGCUGGUCAUGCCCUUUCCUUGCCUUACCCCUCCACCCGAGGUAUCAACGAUAUCGAUCAUUAUUACAACGUAUCAAGAUUAAAAUAACCUCAAAAGUGUAUUCUUUUUUUAUUUUCUCCCUUUCUCUCUCUCUCUCCCUCUCCCUCUCUUCCCUCCCGCGCCAUGUUGUCGCCGUCUUCCCCGACUGGCGAGACAUCCAAGUUUAUCAACCUUCCCUAUACAAUUCGGCACCUAGUCUACCGUUACGUAGGUCUACCUACAAGCACUUUUCUGUAUCUAGACACCCCCCGGUCCAGCCGUAGUCCCUAUAGUGGAACGCACCAGGAACUUGACGCCGUACUCAAUCUCUUGCUCGUCUGUCGAGCUAUUCACGUUGAAGUAUCCUCGCAUCUAUACUCCGCUAAUACCAUAGUCACCCACAACUUGGGCCCUCUUAUAAGGCUCAGCAAAUCUUCCCUUUCAUAUCUCACCUCCCUAAAAGUUCACUUGAACGUUGCUGGUACUACGCACUGCGGACAGAGGUAUUGGGGGUAUGAUAGUGAAGGCCUGAAAGAAUCCGACCCCCUUAUAUCUCAGUGGAAAGCUGCGAUAGGCCAUAUUGCUCCUUACAUUAAACCCAAGCGGUUGGAAUUGGCACUCAUCUGCGACUGUGAGCCUGGACGGGUGAAUGCUGCGAGUCUCAUACUAGCACCUCUUCAACAACUCCCUGUCCUAAGGAGAUGUCAUAUUCGGCUAGGGUGCAGACCUGACCGUCAAUUUCGUCAGCUCGCCUGGAGUGCCGCUGAACGUGCCGUCGGCCUAGCACCGCCGUCCACGUUUCACUUUCUGCGCCUCCCACCCGAGAUACGCAUCAAGAUCCUGGAGUAUACAGAUCUUGUGACGCCCUUCAAUAAGAUCCGAUGGAAUCCAGGGGCGGGAUAUUAUACCUUUAGAGAGUGUGACUCUCGUAAGUACGGUCCUCCGUAUUGCCACCCAAACGACCACCGAGCUUGCGUGCUAAGCAGGGACGCCGGCCAAAGUUGCCUGACAUGUCCUCAUGGCGAUAGUAGGGUACGUUAUGGGCCCGAGUCGCACUGUUGGCGAUGUUUCCAUUACGCCUGCCAAUUUUAUGAUUGCGAAAGACGUAGCACGGCGGGCGAUCAGACCUAUACUGGAUGCUUCUGCUCCCGACGUCACGCUGCCUAUUCGCCUCUCUGUCAAUGCUGGGCUCCCCCUACUGCUUUCUUUCUCGUUAGUCGGGCUUUUCGAGAGGAUGCCGAGGCUGUUUUCUUUGCUCAUAAUCACUUUGUCGUCCGGACCUUUUGUUACCACAUCCGCCCGUCCACCUUCAUAGGCAAUGCAGUGGCACCCCCUAAACAAUAUCCGGGAUGUGAAUUCCUUAGCACCAUACCCAUUGAGGCGAUACGACAUCUGCGGUCCCUUGAAAUAACAUUUGACGAUAAAUGUCGCCUGACCCGCUACGUCCAACCCCCGCUUCGCCCUUUUAGUACCGUUAAGGACAGGCUCAACCUGCAAUUUCUCCAGAUUAUAGCUCUGCUGCUACCGGCCAGAGGUCGACGGAUGGGCAUCGUAGCCGCUGAAAAGGGUGUGGAUUAUGUGGGGGAUCUAGCAGAUAAAUAUUUAUGGCCUCUCAGUCGUGUCGAUCUUGUUUCUAGGGUGCGAACACUUAUCGUAGAGAUCAUCGACGUUGUUCCAGAUAUAUUUUACUAUUUGCGCUCGCCGUCGAACGAGUUUCCAAUUCAUAUCCAAGGCCGCCUGCUUUAUUCGAAUUCGCACACAGCUCGACUAAUAACCAGCAAUACAGGUGGCUCUCGAGGCACACUAGGCAAUAGGACCUCUUCCAUGCACGAACGUCAGCUGAUAGAGGGUUUCUGCCUCUAUGGUGAUAUAACCUAUCACGAGUUGGAGUUUUAAAUGUACGCACCGACAAUAUUGAAGAUCAUGAUAGGUCUUGCUCCUACUCUUUUCUACGGUGGGGAGACUCAUGGGAAGCCACCUUGGAUGAUGGGUACCUACCGAGGUAGAUACCUACGCAACUGAAAGAGUUGCGACCUAUACAGAAAGAGAUUAUAUGUUGUAGCCGCCCCAGCAGCAACGACAAACGGCAUGUAGUAUCGUGUUACUGUCUCGAUUCUAAUUGGAUUUAGAGCACUAGACUCGGUGCAUUGGCAUUUAUUGCCGUCAGGUUUCAUGGUAUUGCAUUUGCCUUAGUAGGUGUAAUUAGGAUGCGUGGUACUAGUAUGAUAGGCGAAGAUUAAACUAUACGCAACUUUACUCGCAGCAUAAUUCAUUUAAUAUAGUAAUUCAGAAUACAGCGGGAGCCCUAAGACUACCCAGGAGGUAGGUUAGGUAGCUGCCUGUUAUCUUGAACUCCAUACAGUAUAGUUGCUAGUUGCUACGAC
Messenger RNA from Daldinia caldariorum, 2417 nucleotides. RefSeq lists its product as uncharacterized. The record is from RefSeq and is a predicted model, not a curated record. Bases 178 to 1929 code for a protein of 583 amino acids. NCBI's taxonomy places the organism in Eukaryota, Fungi, Ascomycota, Sordariomycetes, Xylariales, Hypoxylaceae. The transcript has 2 exons.